Durio zibethinus is the source of this 662-nucleotide messenger RNA. Lineage: Eukaryota; Viridiplantae; Streptophyta; Magnoliopsida; Malvales; Malvaceae. The record is from RefSeq and is a predicted model, not a curated record.
ACUUUAUAAUCCUAAAACCUGCCCUUGCUUCCACAUAUUCAUCAACAGAAAACCAGGACCCAAAAAUGGGAAGCUCUAGAUUCUCCUUCAGUUUCCUCGCGAUUUGUGCUAUCCUGGCCGUCCACGUGGAGGUUUCAUCUUCGUCUCCCACUCUCGAUUUCGUCGGCGACCAUUUCCGCCCGGUUAAAUCGGAAUGCCGCGGAUCCAUCGCCGAAUGCCUGAUGCUAAGCGGGGAGGAAUCUUCGGACUUCGACGCCGAGUUCGCCAUGGGCUCCGAGAUCACCAGGCGCAUUUUAGCCACGACUCGUUACAUUAGCUACGGCGCGCUGAGUAGAAACAGGGUGCCAUGCUCGCGACGUGGCGCGUCGUAUUAUAACUGCCAGCCGGGAGCUCAGGCAAAUCCUUACUCACGCGGAUGCAGUAGAAUCACGCGCUGUAGGAGUUAGGAUUAUUUAUUUUUAUGUCCUUACAAAAAAAAUUAAUUUUCGUUUUCUUUUUCUUAUAUUUGAUUUUGAAUUCUGUGAUGGGGUUGUUGUUUUAUUUUUUUUUCUAAAAAUUUUUAUUAAAUACGUAUAUAAAAUAGUGAGUGGAAUAAAGAUGAAGAGUAUUGCAUAAAUUAUGAUUAUGUUGCUAAUGUGUUGUAAUUAAACCUUGCUUAUUUA